Messenger RNA from Girardinichthys multiradiatus, 2599 nucleotides. Its product is annotated as urocortin-3-like. Gene Ontology annotation, molecular function: corticotropin-releasing hormone receptor 2 binding; hormone activity. Lineage: Eukaryota; Metazoa; Chordata; Actinopteri; Cyprinodontiformes; Goodeidae. Gene Ontology annotation, biological process: hormone-mediated signaling pathway; digestion; cellular response to nutrient levels. The transcript has a single exon. The record is from RefSeq and is a predicted model, not a curated record. Gene Ontology annotation, cellular component: extracellular region. Bases 815 to 1192 code for a protein of 125 amino acids.
GCACCUUUCACAAACUUUAUGAAUGGAAGAAAAUGCUACAUAAUUAAAGUUAGACAAAAGUUAUUCAUGUUUUUAAUGAUUUGCAUUAAAAAUAUCAUUAAAGCAACAUGUGAAUGCUCCUCCAUAUUGUAAGGUAUGCUUUUGUCACAAAUCCAAUUUUUUAAAACUUUUUUUAAACCCUCCUGUUCUCAUUCGACACAAAUAAAAUGGUCCCCUUAAAAGCUUUUCAUAGAAAUAUUAUGUAUCAACAUAUUUUUUUUAUAAAUGAAUGGCAUUUUUAAGAAGUAUUAACAACUUUUCUGCAAUUUUAACCUUUCAAAUGGCAGUUUUAGCAACUGAAAUCUCUUACUCUAAAAAAAGUGCUUCUUCCUCUUAUUCAAUAUAUACAAAUAAAAAAAACAAAAGCUGUAAAAGGUUGCUUAUUAUUUCCCCUCUUAUCUAUGAAAUCUGGUAGAUUUACAGGUAAAUGAAAAAAUAAUGAAACUUUAAAGGAAUUUCAGCAGCAGGCAAUGGGGAAAAAAACAAACAAUACAAAUUGCACAAAAAGUACAGAAGGAACACAGAGUUGCCGUUUCAGAUGUGAAAGACUCGAAGGAACAAAAACAUCAAAAAAUAAAUUUCACCCAAAAAUACACAGUCUGCUGAAAUUUUAAGAUAAGAAUAAAAUCAUUUAAAAAACAUCCAGAGAAUAAUGAGGGAUCCUUCUUUAGCAACAAUCCCAACUUUUCUCUUGCAAAUCUUCAUCUACUGAUACUCUGCAGUGUCCCGGCUGUGUAAUUUGGAUACAGUUCUCUCUUUGCAGAAAUUGCUGACCAUGAGGAGUGUGAGUGUGUGUUUCUGCCUGGCUCUGCUGCUGCCUUGGUGUGUUCAGAGCCAGAUGAGCCGCCCAUCCCUCGCCCAGCUUGACGAGGACACACAAAGAGACAUCCUGGCCGUCGACAUCCUGAACCGCAACGGUGUGUUGAACUCACUGCUCCGCUCAGAGCAUCACCUGGUACUCAGGCAGGCAAGAGCCCCACGCCCAGCUUCCCGGGUGCCCAAGAGAGCUCAGCAGGGCUCCCGCUUCGCCCUUUCCCUGGAUGUCCCCACCAGCAUCCUCAGCGUCCUCAUAGACCUCGCCAAGAACCAGGACAUGAGGACCAAAGCAGCGGCCAAUGCAGAACUCAUGGCAAGAAUAGGCAAGAGGAAAUGAACAUAGCCGGGGGGGGGGGGGGGGGAUCCAGAGCCGGCCCAAGACAUAGGCAAAUAAAGCUGCAGCUAAGGCUUCAAAACCAUCAGGGGUGCCCCCAGAAAGCUUUUAUUUGCAAAGAGAACACAGGUCUUAAAUUUCAUUUUUAAAUAUUAACAAUUAGUAUACUCUUAUGUCUGCUCAGACAGUUUGAGACUUAAAAAAUAUUCAAAUGUAAAUUCAAAAUCCAAAUUCAAAAUACAUUUUAGAUUUAAACAUUGUUUUCUUAUGACCAUUUAAUUUUGUUUAUUAUUUUAUUUCAAUUGUAAAUAAGUAGUGCAGUGCAGUUCAACAUUUCUGCCAUGAAGGCCCAAAUAUUUAUUUUAGCUGUACGGGUAGACCCAAAAAUGUUUUUUGUUUUUUUUAAAUGGGAAUAAUUUUACUCAAAUUUUUUUCACCUCCUCAACAAUAACCUAUUGAAUGAUAUGAACAAUGUGAACAAUAUGAAAGUCAGAUUUUUGUAGAAAAAGGAUCAUUGUAGAAUUAGAUCAUCAAAAUGAUCACAGUAUUCUCAGCUGCAGGAACAGGAUAUGGCUCACUCUAGUCUGAUGAAUAGUUGGGCCCAAGUCUGCUUUUAGAUUAAACUUAACAAAUGCAAUAAAAGCAAAAAACAGGGUUAAUAAACAAUCACUAAUCUGUGUCAUACCCAAAAUUUUCCAUUUAAAUAAGAUUUUAAGAUUUCUCUGCAAUGUUUUUGAAAAUUCUACGCUAAAAAUAAAAAAAUUAAAAACAAAGGCAAUCUGCAUCAACCGCCUGUGCUUGGGGGCCAAAUUUAAACCGUCCUUGAAUUUUGGUCACGAGCCUCAUAAAUCUUUCUAAAGUAAAAUCAUUCACAUGGCCCCAGGAUCACACUUUAGACACCACUGUGCUAGAUGUAAAUAUACAUGCCCCUCCUUCCCUACCAAAUCUGUAUUGAAACUCUGUUACUAAUGGCUGGUUGUUGAUGGGCUUGACAGGAAGUAGACCCCCCGAAUCAAAUUCUGCUCAAGGCCCUAUACAACCUUGGGCCGGCUCUGGGAAAAUCUAAAAUGAGACUUUGUGACAUAGAUCUUUGUUUCAAACUAGGUAAAACCUGUCAUUAAGAUCAGUGUUUGUUCUAUUCAACAUUUUCUACUUGUGCUAAAUAACUUAAACUUCACUUCCUGAAGUGACUUUGGAAUCCAAAUAUUCUCACAGAUUGAUGUAAAUAAGUCACAUGCACAUGAUGCUCCAAACCGUGUAAACAUUGGUGGAAGAGGCUGGCGUUUUGUUAGAAACAUUACCCGCCACCGGGCCAUGCACUGUGGUGGGAAACUGCGUCUCUUGUGUUUGCAUGUGUGAUCUUAAGUUGAAGGAAAAAGUUGUUCAAUUAAAUCCAAUGUGAUGAUCAUG